Messenger RNA from Lodderomyces theae, 1809 nucleotides. RefSeq lists its product as uncharacterized. NCBI's taxonomy places the organism in Eukaryota, Fungi, Ascomycota, Pichiomycetes, Serinales, Debaryomycetaceae. Bases 1 to 1809 code for a protein of 602 amino acids. The record is from RefSeq and is a predicted model, not a curated record. Gene Ontology annotation, cellular component: peroxisomal membrane. Gene Ontology annotation, biological process: peroxisome organization. The transcript has a single exon.
AUGUCGAAAGAGGAAGAAGAGUAUCAAGAAGUUUUCCCUCCGGACUCUUCGAGCGAGUCCUCAUCGAAACAGCAUUACCGAGACAUCGCACUUGGUUUAGUGAACAGCGCGGUACAAAGGGGUAACAACAUUGCUCAACAAAAACCCGGAAGCAGGAGAGCUCUUGCUGCAAGUACUGCAACCACUCUUUUGGAAAUGGGGAUGGAAAGGUUCAACACCAAUAAUGGCAGGGGAUUGCCAUCGAACUUGACGGCUGAGGAUAUUCAACAUAUCGCAUCCAUGCCCGAUUCAGCCGAGGAUAACGAAAGCAAGGCGUCAUCGUCCACUAAUAGCCACUUUGCUGAUCGUUUAAUUGAAAAAUUGCUCAAGUCUACUUUGCCAGAAGAUAUUCCGGAAAGAGAGAUUUUUGAAAAACGGUUACGUGAUCCUGAAAGAAACAAAAGACCUGGAUUAUCAAUUGGAACUUUGGCAUCGAAUGUGAAGAAAUUGGCCAGUAAAAUGUCAAACUUUUUUGCACUACAGUAUGCAUUGAUAUAUGUCAUUACUUGGAAACAGCCAACAAAGACAUUGAGUGUUCUUGUGCUCUAUACUGCAGCCUGUCUUUGGCCACAUUUAAUCAUUGCAUACCCUCUAAUUUUUCUUCUUUUUGGUGUUCUUAUACCUGGGUACGUUCACAGGCACCCACCAAGACGCCUCGAUUUGAUUAAAGUAAAGAAAAGAGGACAAUCCUUGCUCAGUUUUUUCAACUCCACCUCCGAGUCUAGUAUUGUGGAAGAUAUGGUUGAUGAAGACUACCUAAAGGAGGAUGCGGAGAUUGCGUCGUCGGGGUACUCAAUAUCUGACGAGGCAUCCGAAAUCACCAUCUCGUCGACUCAAGUGAACUCUAGUGAAGCGAAAAGUGGCACUGGUCAAAGGGAGAAGAAAGAGACUGCAAAACACAGAAAAUCCAAUUUGGACUUGUUGAUUAAUUUGCGAGAUUUCCAAAACUUGACUUCAGACUUGAUCAAAGGCAUGGAUAAAGGAGAGCAAUUUUAUUUCGAGACUGCUGGAUUCAAGGAUGAAAGAUUGUCAACUUUUAUAUUUUAUGGUGUUUUACUUGCCACUUUUGCCACUUUGUUUCUUGGUCAAUUCAUUCCAUGGAGAGCAAUUUUUAUCCAAUCCGGUUGGGUAGGAUUAAUUUUGUGCCAUCCAAAGGCCAAAAAGUAUUUGGUUGACAUGAGCAAUACCAGGAAGGCUCGGGCAAGAAAAGCAAAAGAGGACAAGGAGGCUGAGUUGAGCCAGCAUCCAGAACUGCAAGGCUCAGACGAGCUGCAAACCAAGUCAACUUUCAUUGAUGAUCUUCUCAAUGACGGGAAAAAGUUUGAUCGUGAUGACAUCAUCGUUGACGAUGCUCCAGAGGUGAGGAUAGUGGAAGUAUUCCAAUUGCAAAUCAAAAGCAUUUUGAAACACGACUGGUCUUUCUAUCGGUACUCCACCACCAUGUACGACACAGAGAACAAAACCAGGACUUCAGGGAAGAGACCUCAGGGAGUUGAGUACUUGUCAGAGGUGCUACCACCCCAUGAUUGGAAAUUCGAUAUGGGUUUUGUUAACAAGUGGGUGUUGGAUACCAAUCCAAAAACGUUUAUUGAGGAACGAAACUUGAAACCAGACUUGUUUAUAGUCAAGGAUAAUGAGCAGGAAGGGUGGAUAUACGAUAACAUGGAGGGAGUCGUGCAUCUGGACAUCGUUUAUGAGUUUAGAAGACGGAGACUAUAUAGGGAAUGCUAUAGGUAUGCUAGGCCACACAAAAGGCCCAAAAGCGACUAA